CGGGAGUUUUAGGGUUUUUCUCUCCCCGCACGCCAGACGCAAGAAACGAAGAAACGGACGAGACCACUCUCAACCUCGGCUCGUUCCGGACCGGGCCCGCUCUCGCCACCUCAGCCGCCGCCGCGAUGCGGUCGCCUUCGCCACCGCCGUGGCGGCUCCGGCGCAUCCGUUUCGCGUUCCCCAUGCUCCUCGUCGUCGCGUCGCUGGCGGGGGCCGACGACCUCGCGAGCGACGCGCGGGCGCUCGUGGCGUUCCGUGACGCCGUGGGGCGGCGCCUGGCGUGGAACGCCUCGGACGUCGCGGGCGCGUGCUCGUGGACGGGGGUCACCUGCGAGCACGGCCGCGUGGCGGUGCUGCGGCUUCCCGGGGCGACGCUCUCGGGGACAGUCCCCGCGGGGACGCUCGGGAACCUUACGGCGCUGCACACGCUCAGCCUCCGCCUCAACGGGCUCUCCGGCGCGCUCCCAGCCGACCUGUCUUCCGCCGCCGCGCUUCGUAACGUCUUCCUCAACGGGAACAGGCUGUCGGGCGGGUUCCCGCAGGCGAUUCUCGCUCUCCCGGGGCUCGUCAGGCUCUCGCUCGGCGGGAACGACCUGUCCGGGCCCAUUCCGACGGAGCUCGGCAACCUCACACACCUCAGGGUCCUGCUCCUUGAGAAUAAUCGCUUUUCCGGCGAGAUUUCCGAUGUGAAGCUACCGCCGCUGCAGCAGUUCAAUGUCUCGUUCAACCAACUGAACGGAUCCAUCCCGGCCUCACUUCGGUCGCAGCCGCGCUCCGCGUUCCUGGGGACGGGCUUGUGCGGCGGACCCUUGGGGCCUUGCCCUGGUGAGGUUCCCCCGUCCCCUGCUCCAGCGGGGCAGACACCGUCGCCGACGCCUGUUCCCAGUGGCAGCGGCGGCGGCGGCGGCACCAACGGUGGAAGCGGCGUAGAAAAUGGCCAUAAGGGCAAGAAGCUCUCCGGUGGCGCCAUUGCCGGAAUCGCCAUAGGCUCUGCCUUGGGCGCCGCACUUCUCCUCUUCCUCCUUGUCUGCCUCUGUCGCAGGUCGGGGGGCAUCAGAACGCGGUCUCUGGAGAUGCCGCCUUCUUCCCCAGCGCCUGCCGGCGGCAGGAAACCUCCCGAGAUGACUAGCGCUGCCGCUGUAGCGCCGUUGACCACGAUAGGCCACCCCAACGCUCCUAUUGUCCAGUCGACGUCCGGUAAGAAGCUGGUCUUCUUUGGUUCAGCGGCCGCCGUGGCGUCUUUCAAGCUGGAGGACCUGCUGCGCGCGUCGGCUGAGGUGCUCGGAAAAGGAACGUUCGGGACGACGUACAAGGCAGUGCUCGAGUCUGGUGCAACUUUGGCCGUGAAGCGCCUCAAGGACGUGACUCUGUCUGAACCUGAGUUCCGUGAACGCAUUUCUGAGAUUGGCGAGCUUCAGCACGAGUUCAUUGUGCCACUCCGUGCUUACUACUACAGCAAAGAUGAGAAGCUACUUGUUUACGACUUCAUGCCCAAGGGGAGCCUGUCUGCAGUCCUGCACGGCAACAUAACUUCUGGCAAGACACCUCUUAACUGGGAUUUAAGGUCAAGCAUUGCUCUAGCUGCAGCCCGUGGUGUUGAGUACAUCCACUCAACGAGUUCAACGGCUUCCCACGGUAACAUCAAGUCAUCCAAUGUCCUCCUGGGCGAAUCGUAUCAAGCACACGUAUCAGACAAUGGCCUUACCGCUCUUGUUGGUCCAUCGUCUUCACCGUCUCGCGCCACUGGAUACCGUGCACCCGAGGUUAUUGAUCCCCGGAGGGUUUCCCAGAAGGCAGACGUGUACAGCUUCGGUGUUCUGUUGCUUGAGCUGGUCACAGGCAAGGCCCCCAGCCAGGCCGCUCUCAACGACGAGGGCGUCAACCUGCCCAGAUGGGUGCAGUCAGUUAGUCGCUCCGAAUGGGGUUCGGAGGUGUUCGAUAUUGAGCUCAUGAGACACGAGGCUGGCGAGGAGCCGAUGGCUCAGCUUGUGCUGCUUGCUCUGGACUGCGUAGCGCAAGUCCCAGAGGCCCGGCCCUCAAUGGGGCAUGUUGUUACGCGGAUAGAGGAGAUCAGGAAGUCAAGCUUGACCACAAACAUGGAGGAAGAAGUUGAUGAUCAAUCUUCCAAGGCUGAAUCCGAGGUGCCGACCAAUCCGUUCGCUUCUUGAUCUCAGUCGACCUAAAAGAGAAUCAGCUAUAACUCUAGCCUGCAUCCAAUCGAUCUUAGACCGAGUCGACUCUUUUUUUCAUCUUUUAGCGUACAUGAUUUAACGGGUAACUUGAUUGUCAAAAGUAGCACGGGUGCACGGCAUCCGGUGCUGCUGAGUUUGACCGGUGGCGGUGUGCUUAGGGACCAGUUCUAAAGUGAUUGCUAAAUUGCUGUGCUCAUUCUAGCCUUGAUUAGUGCUGCUGCUGCUGUCAUUCAGCUACCCAUGUGUAAUUACUGAGCCCCAUGUAGUGUUUGGAAUUUCUUUUUGGCUGGAUC
Messenger RNA from Zea mays, 2485 nucleotides. RefSeq names its product atypical receptor-like kinase MARK. Lineage: Eukaryota; Viridiplantae; Streptophyta; Magnoliopsida; Poales; Poaceae. Gene Ontology annotation, biological process: protein phosphorylation. The transcript is spliced from 2 exons. Gene Ontology annotation, molecular function: ATP binding; protein kinase activity; protein binding. The record is from RefSeq and is marked validated. The coding region runs from base 126 to 2168 and encodes 680 amino acids.